AUGUCACGAGAAUCGCCAAGACAAGAUGGAUCGAUACUGAAUGGUAAUGCUAAUGAAAACCUACCUGUACUAUCUCGAGUUGUGGUACGAAUAAAAUGGUCUUCACACUGUUGGUCGGUCGUGAAAGCCUUAUUUGUUGGUAAUGGUUCUUCGAUGGCCCAAAACUGCUGGAUUAAAUGGUCUAUCGAAGGCUCUGGUGUCAACAAUAAGGAGACCGGCGGUGUACGUGAGUCCGCAGAGGAUUGA
Molecule: messenger RNA, 246 nt
Organism: Macrosiphum euphorbiae (potato aphid)
Lineage: Eukaryota; Metazoa; Arthropoda; Insecta; Hemiptera; Aphididae
Source: the annotation of a GenBank genome assembly